Molecule: messenger RNA, 2775 nt
Organism: Rhipicephalus microplus (southern cattle tick)
Lineage: Eukaryota; Metazoa; Arthropoda; Arachnida; Ixodida; Ixodidae
Gene: Tif-IA
Product: RNA polymerase I-specific transcription initiation factor RRN3 homolog Tif-IA
Biological process (GO): transcription initiation at RNA polymerase I promoter
Cellular component (GO): nucleus
Molecular function (GO): RNA polymerase I general transcription initiation factor activity; RNA polymerase I core binding
Source: RefSeq, a predicted model, not a curated record
AGUUGCAGAAGUACAGUGGCAGAAGGUCGGUUCCUCCGCCGCGUGGUUAGGAAAUUCGUGCGGCGCUAAGCGUAUAAUGUCGCGGCGCGUUGUCGUCGUGUUAUCGCGUGACUCGAACACGUAUUUUAGAGACUCUGAACCGUUCGCACAGUACAGUAACACCUGAAAGAACAAAGACUGCUAAGCGGCAGUCUUCAGACAGUACCUUCUCAAGCAGCUGGUUAGCCUGCCCGGACUUUCCGUCACGAUGUCAACCCCGUCGAUAUUGAAGAAACGAGGUACUUCGACAUCGACGGGCGUCGUCGAGAACCGCGUGGUAUUCGACUUGCCCACCGCCGACGACAUCGACGUCCAAAUGGCGUUCACGGAAGCCAACAAGUCGAACGUCACGGCCAGCAACUACAGGCAGCUGAUCAACGUUCUCAAGUCAGCCGACACUGACGAUGAAGCGCUAGUGAGGUUGCUGAAGCGCAUCAAGAACUCCGCACCACUCGUCGAGGGGCACAAUGAUGAAGUUCUGGAUUGCGUCCUGAAAAUCAACCUGCUCAAAAGAAACGUUCGUGUUAUCGAGGCAUUUUCUCAGCUGGCCUGUGACAUGGUCUUCAUCCAUCCCGCAUUCCUCAGGAGCAUCGUCGUAUCUGUCCUGAACACCUUCAUGUCGCCAGAAGCCACAUCGAAAGACACACCGGAGCGUGACGAAAAACUGGAGAGGCUUCAUGCACUGUUCCGGCUUCUCUUCAAGCUUGUGCCGACGGCUCCCACAAGAUUUGUCGAGAUCCUCGCCGAGGUGUUUCCUUACAUGAAACGGGACGGUGUCCAGCAGGCCUCGCUCGUCGGGCACCUUCUGCGCGUGGCGUCGUACAUCCCGGACCACAGGCUGGAGCUUCUGCAGCUACUGACACACAAGGCACUGCAGAUCGAUCUGCACUGCCCUAAGGAUGAAAUCAACGAUGCUGAGCUCGAAGAUGAGGAUGACGCCAUGGAAGGAGAUGACAUCUUUGAAAUGGAAAAAGUCGAUGCAGCCGACUCGGAACGAAUGCAACAUCCUCUUGCUGACACGCUGGACCAGGUUCUAAACCAGUUCUACGUGCACUUCCAGCAACACUGCAAUGCCAAAGACGGCAACGACAUGACCAAGCUGGACUGGGAGAAGACGAAAGUGCUCUUCAAGGACUUCCUGACCAUCUUCGACAAGAUAGUCCUGCCGACGCACAAGUGCUGCCACGUGCAGUUCCUUCUCUUUUACCUGUGCAGCUUUCGACCCGCAGCCCUGGCUGUUGCUUUCCUGGACUACCUCUGGAAGAAAGUCCAGAACCCAGCCACAUCAUGCAUCAUUCGGCAGGCAUCAGCGUUCUACAUCGGGAGCUUUCUAGCUCGAGCGAAAUACGUGCCUCUCAGCACGGUGUGCGACUCCCUGUCCCUGAUGUGCCAGUGGGCGCACGGCUACGUGGCUUCGUUGAACGACGGCGGCUUCUGUCAGCACCAGCACGACGUCCUGCGGCACGGGACCUUCUACGCCGUCUGCCAGACCGUCUUCUACGUGUUUGCCUUCCACCACAAGGGCAUCGCAGACGGUGCGAAAGGCCUGCAGUACCUGCGAGAACUAAACCUGGAGGCGCUGGUGAUGUGUCCGCUAAACCCCCUGAAAGCCUGCCUGCAUGCCGUGGUCAAGCAGUUUGCCUCGAUAGCACGCCACUACCAGCUCGUCUACUGCUACAGUGUCAUCGAGCGCAACCAGCGGCUCGCCUUGCCCACGGCCAGCGGGGGGGACGCGCCCUACGGGGAUGCAGUCCUCGACGCAUUCUUCCCCUUCGAUCCCUAUGUGCUGAAGCGCACCGGCAAAUGGAUCGAUCCGCUGUACAGGAAGUUCGAGAAGUCCGACGAGGAGGAGGAUGCGGACUUGGAUGACGAACUCGAGGACGACGAAGACGAGUUGAUGUGCAAGUCCCCGAAGUCGCCGAACUAUGUCGCCGAGAUGUUCAGUUACGGCGCGUCGCCGGGCUUCAAGCGUAGCCUAUCUUUAAACCAUCACCGAUAGUAAUUGUAUACAGCUUGAAGAAGUAGGGAUUAUAUUGUUAUUGCUACCGGCGCGAAGCGACAAGGUAGAAUUCAAUGGUUUUUGUUUAUCUUUCAUUUUGCUGCUUUUGACGUCGUUGCAACGACACUGCCACUCGCGGACAAAAAGUCAGAUACGCAGUCAACUUCGAAGUGCGGCGACAGUGGCAUUAUGCGAAGGCGAUCUCGCUUAUUUCACUUCAUCAUCUUCUGUGACCAUAACCGAGAUAACUGCUUCCUGUGCGACACUGAAGUGUUGUAAUUUAUUCAGAAAUUUCUAGGAACUAAAAUGUAAAUAUUGAGAACUUUAAUUGUUGAGCUGCUAAUGGCAAACAGCUUGGGUCAAAAGUUUAUGGGAUGUGGUUUCUGUGAAAAAAAAAAAAAAACCAUUUCUUUUUUUAUUUUAGUACUUUCCGAAACCUGAUUUUUUAUUUGUACAGUAUAUAAGUGUGUGAGGCCUAUGUAAUAUUUAAUAAGCAUAGUACUUAACAGGCACAAACAAGGAAGGGUACGUUCACAUUAAACAUUUUUUACAAAACCUGCAUCUUGUAGUAAACUUAAACCCAGGCAUGGAAACCUGCAUUGCUAAGAGAAAAUAUGUACAUUUUGUGAAGCAAGCAAUCGUGUUCAGAAAACGUGAAUACAUUACUCGACGAGCAUGCCGCUCAUGCUUUUGCAAAUCUGGAACCUUGCUGUGAAAUAAAAAAAGGCUCAACAGAC